Molecule: messenger RNA, 1299 nt
Organism: Penicillium chermesinum
Lineage: Eukaryota; Fungi; Ascomycota; Eurotiomycetes; Eurotiales; Aspergillaceae
Product: putative RNA polymerase II Elongator complex associated protein Kti12
Exons: 2
Coding region: 1-1299 (432 amino acids)
Source: RefSeq, a predicted model, not a curated record
AUGCCGCUUAUAAUCUUAACCGGAUAUCCAUGCUCGGGCCUCAGCUACCGCGCAAAGCAGCUCGCAGCGCUCCUCGAAACGACCCAAGAUGAGCUGUUCGCAUCCACCGAAACGACCGCCGCCCUGAAGUCUAAAUUUAAAGUCCACAUUGUCCCAUCACAUGAUAGCUCGCACCCUCGGACAGUCUACGACCAUGCGCGCACAGAGAAAGAAGCGCGCGGAGUCGCCUAUGCGCGGGCAAAGCGGGUGCUCACACGCGACAGCAUCGUGAUCCUGGACGGCAUGAACUACAUCAAGGGCUGGCGGUACCAACUCUGGUGCGAGGCAAAAGCAGCUAAUACAACAUGCUGUGUGGUGCGAUCAACUUUACCGAUUGAAAGGGUCGAGGGCUCAAUGGCUAACCAAUCGCAUAUACAGGUCCACGUCGGCACCCCAAUCGACCAGUGCGUCGCGAACAAUAACAGACGACUAAACCGCCAGUCUACAUCCCAACCAGAACCUCAACCCCAACCCCUAGCCUCAGACUCCGCGCCCAGCCCCGAUCUUAACCAACCAACCCCUUCAUACCCAGACACCGAAGAGCCCUAUCCUCCCGAGCUCCUUGACAACCUAAUCUUCCGCUAUGAAGAACCCAGCACCCACAGCCGCUGGGACAAGCCCCUCUUCACCGUCCCCUGGGACGACCCCGCGCCCCCAGUAGCCGAUAUCUUCCACGCUCUCACCGGCGUAGCCAUUUCGCCCGCCGAGCCCAACCCCGCCAUCUCCUCGCUCACCGAAUCCCUCGCCUCCAGCACCCUCUCCUCCGCUGCAAGCGUCACCACCGCUCGCACAGGCUUCACGCGCGCCGGCGGCACUGGCUCCAACCGCCCGCGCAUCAUCCCCCACCAAGCCACCGUACAAGCCGCGCCCAGCGACCCCACGGCCCUCAACACAAUGGAGAAGCGCACCACCGCGGUCGUCAAUGCCAUCCGCGCAUUCACGCAAGCGACCCCAUCCGCGGAGGUCGCACUCGCGCAGAGCGACGAUCCCAAUGGUAUCUCCAUACCGGUACCGGAUGCCGAGACGAAGGUCUUUGUGCCGGCGCACGUGGCUGCGACUGGGACGACAGAUGAGCUUGCAGGUGCCGGGGGUGUUUUGGCGGCGCCGAAGCUGCAGAGGUUAAGGAGGCAGUGGAUUAGUCUUAAUCGGCGGUAUGUCGGGCAUGGGCAUGGGGCUAUGCAGGGAGGAUUGGCGGCGGAUCAGAUUGGGGAUGCGUUUGUGAGAUUUUUGAAUUCGACAUUUGGAAACGAGAGGGACUAG